Molecule: messenger RNA, 1200 nt
Organism: Blastomyces dermatitidis ER-3
Lineage: Eukaryota; Fungi; Ascomycota; Eurotiomycetes; Onygenales; Ajellomycetaceae
Exons: 1
Coding region: 1-1200 (399 amino acids)
Source: RefSeq, a predicted model, not a curated record
AUGCCAUUUGGGCUCAGUUCAAAAAUUCAACAUUUUCAAAAUGACUCUAUCAAGCCAACAGAUGCUGAUGAAUUGUUUGGUAUUGAGCAUUUACCACCAAUAGUUGAUAAUUACUGGGAGGACCAGAGCCAAUAUGAACUUGGACUAUUUGCAGUCCGUCGUCUGGAUGUUUUUCCAGAGGCAUCCGCUUCAAGUGUUCCUGGGCCCAGUGAUAUUGAGGGUUCGCCCAGAGAAAGAAAAAAUUUCCGUAGGGAAAAACUUAGGGGCUCCGUGCAGUCUCAAGAGCGAACCAAAUAUGUCGGGGCGGCUACUUCAGACGAUAUUUUAAGUCUGCUCAAGCCGGAAACUUUUAACUGGGCGGAUGAGGUCGAGCAGUCUGCUGAGCAAGAAGAGGAGGAUCAUAAAAAUGCUUCAAUGUUCUUUGUGGUAGACUCACUGGAGCAUUCAAAUCCUUCAGGCCCACCUGCCUCGUUGAACGAUCCCUUGGACACCAAGACGCUACAGGAGGGCAGCAGAUUGCAAGAUAUUGAUAUACAUUUGGACAACAUGCCACAGUAUCUAGCGUUGGCUCCAGCCAAAUCCCCAUUGAAAUUGGUGUCUUCCGAAGCGGCAAAGGAAAUGGCGCGACAAAUUGACUUGAUAAGGAACUAUCCCAACAUCCACCACUUCAACUGGCUUGGGGACGCCAUGAUGGAACGCAGCUACACUUCUCCAGAAAUAUCGUUAUUUGUCAUCGUCUCUCCGCCAAAGCCCUUAUAUUCGGAGCACUUAAUGCGGCAAGCAGUAACACUUUGGCAAGCAAUGAAAUUCGUGGACCCCAUCCUCUAUCGCGGUCGCUGGGAAGACUUGACCUUUUCUGGACACAGGUUGUUCAAGGCCGUCACCGGUCAAGCGUUCCAGUUGUACACGCCAGUUGGUACAUGGCAGCAUGAUGCUUCCGACCCUGACUUUCAAGAGCCGGUCGUUGACUCCUCAGAUAUGCAUUCCUAUGCUAGUGAGACAGGAAUUCCGCUUAACGGGUGGUUAAGCGUCCAUUUCGCGUUUACCCGUGAUGAAUACCUCGAUCAGGCCAAUAAACAUUCUGAGCCAAAGUCGAAGGAAAGACUAGAACGCCGGCCGUUUAGAAGGUCCCCCCUUCAGCAAUGCAUGGUGGCAGAUGACGCAGGCGACGCACCAUACAGCAAGGCAGAGACCAGCUGA